Rotaria sordida is the source of this 933-nucleotide messenger RNA. The record is from the annotation of a GenBank genome assembly. NCBI's taxonomy places the organism in Eukaryota, Metazoa, Rotifera, Eurotatoria, Philodinida, Philodinidae.
GCCUUAAACUAUUUACUUCGAGAACAGUUACCAGAUCAGAGAAUAGUUGGUCUUACCGUUGAUACCAUCCUACAAUUAGUACAGCUUGUUUUAAAAACUCAAUUCUAUGUUUAUAAUGCUGCAUUGUAUCAACAAAUUCAUGGUGGUGCUUCUGGUUUACCAUUAACUAUGUUCUUGGCUUAUACUUACUUAUUUUUUGGACAAUAUCGUGAACUAGUGAAAAAUUUCACAAAAAAGAAUGAAUUUUUUGGCAGCUAUACCAACAAAGGUACUCUCGAAAGUAAAGUUUAUUACGAUCCAAAUAUUGUUGAUACUUUACCAAAUGUAUCCAAUGAACUAAUGGAAAAUGCCACCAAACAAUUAUAUGCUGUUCUAUAUCGAGCCGUUCGAUGCUGUUCUGAUGUGGAAAAAUUUCAUAGUGAACUACUUUAUAUUCAGGUAUCAUUUGUGACAUUUGGUUUUACAUCAGAAUUUAUUCUUUCUGGUAUUCAACGUUUUUACCAACAAUUUAAUAUACUAGAAAAAUUCUGGGAUUUACGUUUGAAUAAUAAUGAAUAUUAUCAUUUACGUCGGUGUAUCAUAGAAGAUGUCGAACAACAAAUAAAAUUGAAGCAACAACGUGAGCAAGCAAAAGAACAUACAUUAUUCAUGCCAUGUCCACGUUUAGUGGAUGAAGAAAGUACCGAUGCUUUCAAACAAUGUUUUGAAUAUUGGUGGAAUAAAUAUUAUGCUAAUGAAUCACCAACAAACUCUAUUCAAAUCAAAUGGAUAGAACAAACACCAACUUGUUUGACAAAUAGUAAUAUUCUGAUCAACAGACGACCACCUCUUCGUCUUUUAACUUUGUCAAAACAUCAUCAAAACAAAAAAAGAUACCAUCCUAUGGAUCCAUUUUUAACCAAUAUUACUCGUCCAUACUACAAGGAUGAAUGA